AUGAACGAACCGAUAGGAGAAUCUCUGCUUCCCACCACAACCAGAAGGUGUGACAGGGGAGGCGCGGUGGUCAAUGGUGGUGACCCCGAAGCGCAAAAUUGGGGCCGCUACCAGACAUUUCCCACCUGCUCGCGUAAUGCAAACGAUACCGGGAGCGAGACUCAGUCAACGUCAUGCUCCAAAAUAAAUCCCCGAAUAAUAUCGGAUGCUAUAUUGGGCCUCUCGGAUGGCCUUACGGUGCCCUUCGCGUUGAGUGCGGGUUUGUCAGCUUUCGGCAACACCAAAGUCGUCGUCUUGGGCAGUCUAGCAGAGCUUGUUGCUGGCGCCAUUUCGAUGGGCCUGGGCGGCUAUGUGGGCGCCAAAACCGAAAUAGAGUCAUACGAAACAGCCAAACGCGAAGUACAAGAGCUUAUCUCGGCGUGCCCGUGCGAGACAACGACGAUGGUUAGAGAAGUGUUUGCGCCCUACAGUCUUCCCGAUCAUCCCGUUUCAGAGAUGAGUUCAACAUUGCACAGCUCCCCCAAACAGCUGAUGGAAUUCCUCUUGGCAUUUCACCACAAGCAACCUGAACCAGAUGCCAACCAAGCUCUUGUCUCUGCCAUCACACUUGCUCUGGGGUACUUCAUCGGAGGAUUCAUUCCGCUUAUUCCUUACAUUCUCAGCCACCAAGUCUUGACAGCGUUGAAAUAUAGCGCCGGCGUAAUGGCCGUUACACUGUUAGUGUUUGGCUAUCUCAAAACAUGCAUUGUGCGAGGCUGGAGCGGCAGAGAGAACAUCAUAGCCGGUCUCAAGGGCGGCGUUCAGAUGGUUAUGGUAGGAGGAGCAGCCGCCGGGGCAGCUGUCUUCUUGGUUCGGAUGAUUGAUAAUGGCAAAAUGUAAUCAUACGAAAAAUGGCGAUAGGUUUUAAAAGUCUCGAGGGUUAAUUUCGUUCUAGUGCAACUUGUACUUGGACCAGAGGUAGGUAUCAGGUUGGGUGUAUAUAGUCUGAUAAUGAGGCCUUGUUUCGCAUUCAUCUUCCCUUCUAUGAAGUUAAUUCCAGUUUCUUGGCGGCCUGUUUAUUUAUAUUAGUGCGGCUGCAAAUGUCAUGUCGAUAGAGCUUUCGU
This is a messenger RNA of Histoplasma capsulatum G186AR, 1103 nucleotides long. RefSeq names its product CCC1. NCBI's taxonomy places the organism in Eukaryota, Fungi, Ascomycota, Eurotiomycetes, Onygenales, Ajellomycetaceae. The transcript has 2 exons. Gene Ontology annotation, molecular function: iron ion transmembrane transporter activity; manganese ion transmembrane transporter activity. Gene Ontology annotation, cellular component: fungal-type vacuole membrane. Gene Ontology annotation, biological process: intracellular manganese ion homeostasis. The record is from RefSeq and is a predicted model, not a curated record. The coding region runs from base 1 to 879 and encodes 292 amino acids.